GCACUGUUGGUGCUAUAUUGGGCACAAUUAGGCACUUUGCAAAACACUGUUAGCACUAUGCCAAGCAGAGAUAUUAGUAUUCAAAUACCUGCCAUUUUUAUUGUUUUUACACAUGUUGUGUCCAUCUGA
This is a messenger RNA of Racocetra persica, 129 nucleotides long. The record is from the annotation of a GenBank genome assembly. NCBI's taxonomy places the organism in Eukaryota, Fungi, Glomeromycota, Glomeromycetes, Diversisporales, Gigasporaceae.